Molecule: messenger RNA, 441 nt
Organism: Oppiella nova
Lineage: Eukaryota; Metazoa; Arthropoda; Arachnida; Sarcoptiformes; Oppiidae
Source: the annotation of a GenBank genome assembly
GUAUUCCCGGUCUACACCACCCAAAGUUCAGUCACUCAGCAGCCCAUAUGGGACCGACCCAUCUAUCAUAUUAGCGGUACUCCCCGUCAGCCCACACACCAGCCCCACGUUCCCGAGUCUCAAGAGCCGCCCACUAUAUAUGUGGUGCGGGAAAUACCGAAAACAUUCGUGAAGGAGACCGCAAAGCCUAGUCAACCGGUUCAGAAGAGCACCAGCGACCGGACAGUUAUGUUAAUCGGCGUCAUCGCCAUCAUAGCCAUUGUGGUCGUGAUUAUAGCGCCGAUAGUGUUAUACUUGAAAGUGUGGCGCCGGACGGACACUGUCUGCAAUGCAUAGCAAAUAUGACCACAAAUUAAUUUUCAAUACUUUACACAAAAUAACAAUUUAUAUGAAAUUUGUAUUUAUGAAUACAGUACUAAUUAUCGUCCAUUUAAAUCAUCA